Messenger RNA from Rhinolophus ferrumequinum (greater horseshoe bat), 1278 nucleotides. It is a transcript of the gene NDUFAF6, whose product is annotated as NADH:ubiquinone oxidoreductase complex assembly factor 6. Lineage: Eukaryota; Metazoa; Chordata; Mammalia; Chiroptera; Rhinolophidae. The record is from RefSeq and is a predicted model, not a curated record. The coding region runs from base 38 to 1039 and encodes 333 amino acids. The transcript has 9 exons. Gene Ontology annotation, biological process: biosynthetic process; mitochondrial respiratory chain complex I assembly. Gene Ontology annotation, cellular component: mitochondrion.
CGUGGUUCGGGGUCGAAGGGCACGCGACGUCGGUGUCAUGGCGGCCUCCACGCUGGGCUCGGCCUCAGGCCCGUUACACCUCGGCUUAUACGGCCUUUGCCGUCGCCGACCUUCCCCGGGCCUCUGGGCGUGCGCGCGGCGGCUGCCAGUGCCCGCGGGGUCCAGGCGGAGCGUGGUUGCUGCCAGCGGACCGGGCGCCUCAGGAACUGACUGCUACUGCAUGGAACUGCUGCGGAAACGAGAUUAUGAAGGCUAUUUAUGCUCCCUGCUGCUUCCUGCAGAAUCCAGAAGCUCUGCUUUUGCACUGAGAGCCUUCAAUGUGGAACUGGCUCAGGUUAAGGACAUGGUCUCUGAAAAAACAAUUGGACUAAUGCGAAUGCAGUUUUGGAAAAAAACCGUGGAUGAUAUAUACAGUGACAAUCCACCACAUCAGCCUGUGGCCAUUGAACUAUGGAAGGCUGUCAAAAGGCAUAAUCUGACUAAAAGAUGGCUUAUGAAAAUCAUUGAUGAAAGAGAAAAAAAUUUGGAUGACAAAGUAUAUCGUAAUAUCCAGGAAUUGGAAAAUUAUGCCGAAAACACACAGAGCUCUCUUCUUUAUUUAACACUAGAAAUAUUGGGUAUAAAGGAUCUUCAUGCAGAUCAUGCUGCAAGUCACAUUGGAAAAGCACAAGGCAUUGUCACGUGCUUGAGAGCAACACCAUAUCAUGGUACCAGAAGAAGAGUGUUCCUUCCCAUGGAUAUUUGUAUGCUGCAUGGUGUUUCACAAGAGGAUUUUCUGCGGAAGAACCAAGAUAAAAAUGUGCGAGAUGUGAUAUAUGACAUUGCCAGCCAGGCACACUUGCACUUAAAGCAUGCUAGAUCCUUUUGUAAAAGUGUUCCUGUGAAAGCAUUUCCUGCUUUUCUUCAGACGGUCGUUCUGGAGGACUAUUUAAAGAAAAUUCAACAAGUGGAUUUUGAUAUAUUCCACCCAUCUUUACAGCAGAAGAAUCCAUUGCUUCCGUUAUCUUUGUAUAUUCAAUCAUGGAGAAAAAGAUAUUAAAAUAAUUUCAUGGCACUGAUAUUAAUUUACUUUAAUUAGUUUUACAAAAGUAUGCUUGUUAGUGUUCUGGUUUACAAACAAUAGGAACUGACUAUUUAAAUAAGGAUUGUCAUUAGAAGACCCUAUUCACUGCGCCAUUUGUCGUGCAAGGCGGCCUGCAGGGUCUCUGCUCCCGCUCGCCACAUAAGAAUGCAGGAUAUGGCUAGGCCAAAAAGGAACACCCACGGAGCCAUAGAUAG